Molecule: messenger RNA, 1767 nt
Organism: Choloepus didactylus (southern two-toed sloth)
Lineage: Eukaryota; Metazoa; Chordata; Mammalia; Pilosa; Megalonychidae
Gene: SLC17A8
Product: solute carrier family 17 member 8
Exons: 12
Coding region: 1-1767 (588 amino acids)
Biological process (GO): synaptic transmission, glutamatergic; regulation of synapse structure or activity; transmembrane transport
Cellular component (GO): synaptic vesicle membrane; excitatory synapse
Molecular function (GO): neurotransmitter transmembrane transporter activity; L-glutamate transmembrane transporter activity
Source: RefSeq, a predicted model, not a curated record
AUGCCUUUUAAAGUGUUCAGUACCUUCAAAGAAAAAUUUUUGAAACCUGGAAAGGAAGGAGUGAAGAACGCCUUGGGAGAUUCGUUGGGGAUUUUACAAAGAAAAGUUGAUGGGACCAAUGAGGAGGAAGACAACAUUGAGCUGAAUGAAGAAGGAAGGCCAGUGCAAGCAUCCCGGCCGAGACCCCCACUCUGCGACUGCCGCUGCUGGGGUGUCCCCAAGCGGUACAUCAUCGCCAUCAUGAGUGGACUGGGGUUCUGCAUUUCCUUUGGGAUUCGGUGCAAUCUCGGGGUUGCCAUCGUGGAAAUGGUCAACAAUAGCACUGUUUAUGUUGAUGGAAAACCAGAAAUUCAGACAGCACCAUUUAACUGGGAUCCAGAGACGGUGGGCCUUAUCCAUGGGUCUUUUUUCUGGGGUUAUAUUGUGACACAAAUUCCAGGUGGCUUCAUUUCAAACAAGUUUGCUGCUAACAGGGUCUUUGGAGCAGCCAUUUUCUUAACAUCGACCUUGAACAUGCUCAUUCCUUCUGCGGCCAGAGUCCAUUACGGCUGUGUCAUGUGCGUGAGAAUUUUGCAAGGACUAGUGGAGGGUGUGACCUACCCAGCCUGCCAUGGGAUGUGGAGUAAGUGGGCACCACCUUUGGAGAGAAGUCGACUAGCCACGACCUCUUUUUGUGGUUCCUAUGCAGGGGCAGUCGUUGCCAUGCCCCUGGCCGGGGUUUUGGUGCAGUACAUUGGAUGGUCCUCUGUCUUUUAUAUUUAUGGUAUAUUUGGAAUUAUUUGGUACAUGUUUUGGCUGUUGCAGGCCUAUGAGUGCCCGGCAGCUCACCCAACAAUAUCCAAUGAGGAGAGGACCUAUAUAGAGACAAGUAUAGGAGAAGGAGUCAACUUAGUUAGUCUGAGUAAAUUUAAUACACCAUGGAAAAGAUUUUUCACAUCGCUGCCAGUUUAUGCAAUCAUUGUGGCAAAUUUUUGCAGAAGCUGGACCUUUUAUUUGCUGUUAAUAAGUCAGCCUGCUUAUUUUGAAGAGGUCUUUGGAUUUGCAAUAAGUAAGGUGGGUCUCUUGUCUGCAGUCCCACACAUGGUUAUGACAAUCAUUGUGCCUAUUGGAGGGCAACUGGCUGAUUAUUUAAGAAGCAGAAAAAUUUUGACCACAACUGCUGUCAGAAAAAUCAUGAACUGUGGAGGUUUUGGCAUGGAGGCAACCCUACUCCUGGUGGUUGGCUUUUCCCAUACCAAAGGGGUGGCCAUCUCCUUUCUUGUCCUUGCUGUAGGAUUUAGUGGCUUUGCUAUUUCAGGUUUUAAUGUCAACCAUCUGGACAUUGCCCCCCGCUAUGCCAGCAUUCUCAUGGGGAUCUCAAACGGAGUGGGAACUCUCUCUGGAAUGGUCUGUCCACUCAUCGUCGGUGCAAUGACCAAGCACAAGACCCGCGAGGAAUGGCAGAAUGUGUUUCUUAUAGCUGCCCUGGUGCACUACAGCGGCGUGAUCUUCUAUGGGAUCUUUGCUUCUGGAGAGAAACAGGAGUGGGCUGACCCUGAGAAUCUCUCUGAGGAGAAGUGUGGAAUCAUUGACCAGGAUGAGCUAGCAGAGGAGACAGAGCUCAACCACGAGAAUUUUGCAAGUCCCAAAAAGAAGAUGUCCUAUGGGGCCACCACCCAGAACUGUGAGGUUCAGAAGGAACAGAGACGGCAGAGAGGAGCAGCCCUCAGCGAGGAAGAUCUAGCCUCUUACCAGAAUGAAGAGGGAGGCUUUCCAGAUCCGUCCUAG